UUAUGUCGCAUGUAUCGUUUCUAUGGUAACGUGCGCCGCUCCUUGAAUCCUUGGAGUGUAAUUUUAUCUUCGCUGUAGUUACUCUUUCUAUCGGAUUAUCAAGAAUUGUCACGUUUCUCCGUAUCUUUACGCGCACACCGAGGGUCUUAGGAUGAGUUUGCAAGUAAAAGGUGUGCCUGCCAAUCCAAGGGUCCGGAGCAAACAGCUAUCCAGUAACCAUCUUGAGAAGGGCUGGAGGCAAAAAUCCCAGUCUUCAGAAGCACGGCCAGAUGACGUGCCCUAUUUAGAUCUUGGGAAGCUUAGAGAUUCAGAUGAUGAGGACACUUACUCGCCCUUGAGUAAUAGAUAUCCUAGAAUUGGCCCUCCUGAUUCAAGUUCUACUGUUAGUUGGGGGACACCACUGAAUACCCCAUAUGCUCAGCAUUUCCAGAACCAACAGAUUUUACAGAAGCCCAAUCCAGUUCAAGUGAAGCUUUCGUCAGUUCAUAAAACUGUUCCAGAAAGUUUACCACCCCCAUCUGACAGAUUUAAAUUAAAGUACCAGCAAUACGAAGAUGAAAUGAAGCAAAGCUAUAAGCAGUACACAAUGAGAUCUGCCAGGAAGAAGGCAGAACAGCAGUCUGCUAGGCAUCAGGAUCACAAAGAGGAUCCUGAAGUUAAGAAUGGAAAUUUUGCUGAACAUACACUUUUGGAUGAAAAAGCUCAGCUUCAGCAGUGCUAUACUAGUAAACCAAACACGGCACAGCAAAGCCUGAGGAAACUAGAAGCUGAAGACCUUGCUGCUGAAAGACGGAAGCAGGCCGUUGUUGAACAAGUCAUGAUAGACCAUCUGUCUAGGGCCGUUAUUAGUGACCCAGAGCAAAACACAGCGAUUAUGGAAAAUAGUCCAAGAGAAUGGUCAUCUGCUCCUCUUCGUUUUCGAAAAAGAAACUUACACGAAACUAAAGUAAAGACAAGCUCAUCUUUAACAGAAAGCAUGCUCGAAAAUAAACUGCGUUUUGAUGCCCGAAUUAUAUGCAGAAAUGGACGUGAUGCAUGCAGAGAACUCAUUGGAUUCUUUUUUGCGCAUGACAAGUCUAUUACCAUUUACGAGUACCGCCAGUUUGGAAAAAACAGGACAAAUGCAAUGCCGUUCAUUCAGAAGGGAAUUUAUAGCCACCAAUGUGGGCAGAGAAUUGGAAAGCCGUAUGAGCUUCUAGAUUUUCAUGUUGGUGGAAAUCUUACUUUCUUGACAAAAGAACACCAAACCCUUUCAGAAACCUUAAAGCAAAAUGUAUUACUUAACAUACGGAUAACGGCAGUUGAUGAAGAUGCUGUUGCUGCUUUAAGGGCCCAUUUUGAUGCAAGUGAAGUUCCAUUUGGUGUCCAUUUUAAUGACGACAGUUUCUUUUCAGCAAUACAAGAUGUGAUGAAGGAAAAACUUAAAAACAGAGGUGUUCGAACUUUAACAGGCUUAGGAAAAUGCUUCCGGCAGCUUGACAAAACAGGGAAAGGGCUUUUACAGAAACCACAAUUCAAGCAGGCACUCAAAACCUUUCACUUAGAAGUGUCUGAAAAGGUUUUUGAAACCUUGUGGAGUAUUUUGGACGAAAAUAAGGAUGAGAGAUUGGAUUACGGGAUAUUUGUACACGCUUUAAUCGGAGAAAUGAAUGAGUAUAGAAAAUCUUUUGUGAGAAAAGCUUUCAUGAAACUCGAUCCCAAUAAGUCUGGCUUUGUGUCUAUGGUAGAUCUGGGAAAGUUCUACUGUGCCAAGAAACAUCCACGAGUAUUGGCAGGCAAUUCAUCAGAAGAUGAAAUUAAAUUGGCUUUUCUUGAAACACUCGAAGAGGCUUGUAUGGAUCGCAGGGAAGUAGCUUACUGUGAAUUUGAAGAUUACUAUGAAGGGCUAAGCCUUGGUAUCUUGAGUGAUGAGGAUUUCAUUAAUAUUUUAAGAAAUUCUUGGGGAAUAUAGUUUAGUGGAAUGCCGUGUUGUUGAUGUAUAUUUUACAAGAGUAAAAAAAAAAAUACAUAUUUUUUUCAUGUAAAGUAAACCCCCUUUUUAAA
This is a messenger RNA of Spea bombifrons (plains spadefoot toad), 2043 nucleotides long. It is a transcript of the gene CAPS2, whose product is annotated as calcyphosine 2. Lineage: Eukaryota; Metazoa; Chordata; Amphibia; Anura; Pelobatidae. The transcript has 19 exons. The coding region runs from base 152 to 1951 and encodes 599 amino acids. Gene Ontology annotation, molecular function: calcium ion binding. The record is from RefSeq and is a predicted model, not a curated record.